AUGCGCGCCGCGCGCGCCCUCUUCCCCAUGCAGAUCGCCGAGGGCCUGUCCUGCCUCGGCCCCGCCGCCGACGGCGCGCGCCCCGCGUUCCUGCGCCUCACCAUCGCUGGCACCGAGCUCUCCGACGCCGCACCCCUGGCGCGCUGCGCGCACGUACGGGAGGUGCUGCUGCCAGAAAACCGCCUCACCUGCCUGGCAGGGCUCGGGGGGCUGCGCGCUCUCACGACACUCGACGUCUCAGGCAACGAGCUGACUCGGCUCCUGGACCUCGGGAGCGGCCCCCAGCCGACCGCUGCGCCCUGGCAGGAUCGAGCCGCGGCGGGAGCGGCGAAGGCAGCGGCGGCGGGAGCGGGCGCUGGGGCGCCGCCGGCGGCGGGCGGCCUGCGGGAGGCGGACUUUGGGCGCAACAGGAUCCGGCAGCUGCCAGUGGGGUCGGGCCUGGCGGCGUUCACGCGGUUGGAGCGGCUUGUGCUGGACGGCAACCAGCGGCGCGGCGGCGGGGCCCGCGCUGCGGCGAGCGAACCCCAACAGCCGGCCCUCCGCGGGCGCGCCGGCCUCAUGUGGGUGCAGGUGGAGCGGCUGGGGCGCGGGCUGGCCGGCUUGGUGCAGCUGCGGGAGCUCAGCAUAAGGGACAACCUUCUCAAGUCUUGCGAUGGGCUGCAGGCGCUGUCGCCGACGCUGCGAACGCUGGCGCUCGACGGCAACCGCCUCAGCACCCUCGCGCCGCUGGGCGCGCUCUCGCGCCUCGAGCGGCUGUCCGCGGCCCGCAACCGCGUCUGCGUGCUGGGCGGGCUCGAGGGCUUGGCGCGCCUGCGGGCGCUGGACGUCGGGCGGAAUCUGAUCGGGCGCCUGGAAGACGUGGCGGCGGUGGCGGGCGCGGCGCUGCUGAGCGAUCUGGAUCUCAGGGGCAACGCACUGGAGCAGGCUAUGUGCGCCCGCCUGCACACGGUGCGCCACCUGCCCCAGCUGCGCUCCCUCGGCGGCGCCCCGGUCACCGCGGCCGAGCGGCUGGCGGCGGCGAGCCUGCAGGGGGAGGGGGCGGAGGGGCUAGCAGCGAUCCGGCGGCGGUGCUUCCCAGGCGGCGAACUGGACGACGGCGGCGGCGCCGUCCCCCCGACUGCGGCAGGCCUGGUGCCGUCCGCCGCCGAGGAGGAGCGGGCGCUGGGGGACCCUGCGGCAGCAUACGCCCCUGCCGACGCCGCGGCCGCGGCGGUCGCGCUCGGAGAGGCGCUCGGCGGCGCGGGCGCGGUGUGCGCGCGGCUGUGCGCGUCGCCGCACAUCGCUGCUUCAGGGCCGCUGCGCCAGCUGCAGCUGCUGAGGGCUGCCUGGGCCUGGGUCCUGCGGCACGCAGCGCCGCCGCCGCCGCAGCGGGAGGCUGGCAGCGGCGGCGGCGCGGACGCGUGCGGGGGCCGGCCGCUGGGGACGUGGCAUAUAGGAUGCCCGCUGUUUGAGGGCGGAGACGCGGCAGCGGCCAAGGAGCUUGAGCAGGCCCUGCUGCCCGGCGUCACCGGCACGUGGUCGGAGCGCGUGGCUGCGCUGCUGGUGACGAUCGCAGCCGGCUGCGGGCUGGAGGCGCGCCAGAUCUCUGGGUUCUGGAAGGACGGCGCCAGCGUGGCGCCUGGGGGGCGGCUACGAUGCCACAACCACAGCUGGUGUGCAGUCAAAGUCAACGGGCGCUGGCGGCUGCUGGACCCGGCCCACGCGGUUGUGAGGUGCGGCGCCGCGCCAUUCUUCACGCCGCCGGAGGCCUUUGCAUACUCGCGCCUGCCGUUCGAGCCUUACUGGCAGCUGCUCCCGGCCCCCCUCACGCCCAACGACUUCUGGGCGCGGCCAGAGGCGGCGGUCGCGUUUUUCGAGGCGGGCGGGGCGCUGCUGGACGCGGGCCUUCGAGCUUCAAACACGCUGCAGCCACCCAGGGAGGGGGGCUACCUGCCGGCCCUGCGCCUGCUGGUCGCGUUCCCCGCGGCCCCAGCCCGCCGCCAGUGGCUGCGCGCGCGGCUGCUGGACCCUCGCUCCGGUCAAGAGGUCGCGCGCUGGCAGCCGCUGGGGCGGGAGCAGCAGCAACCGCGCGCCGCGGCGGCGGGCGAUGGACGCGAUUGCGCCGCCGACGCCCAGACAGCUGCCGCCGCGCCGCCGCCGCCUCUGGUGUUCCAACAGAGGGUCGCGAUCGCAGGAGUGCAGCCGGAGGCGGGCGCCCGCUUCGCUUCCGACGCGCCGCGGCGCGAGGCGCAGGAACUCUGGCUGGCGCCGCCGGCGCCGGGCGUGUGGCGGGCGCACGUGCAGCUCGUGACCGAGGCGCCGGGCGAGCUGCGGCUUACGGUGGAGGGGCUGGCGGCGCCGAUGGAGAUUGAUUUGAGGGAGGAAGAAGACGUGCUGCGCGUGGCUGUUGAGGUGGCGGCCCCGCCACCAUCACCCGCAGCUGCAGCUGCAGCAGCAGCGGCGGCGGCAGCGGCAGCAGCGGCGGCGGCAGGACCCGACAAAACCGGCGCCGCGGCCGUGGCGCAGCAGCCCCCGCUGCCCGCGCCGCUGCCGGCCCCUGCGCCGGCGGCGGCCGCGCUCGCCGCCCAGCUGGUCAGCCCCGCGCCGGGCGUCGUGUUGGAGGCCGACCGGCCGCAGCGGUUCGAGGUGGCGUUUGGUGCGGCAGGUGCAGCGGCGCGCGUCGAGGGCGUGGCUGUGGGCGCGGACGGCUGCGGCUGGACCGAGCUGGCGGCGGAGCACGCGGCCGCUGGCGCUGACGGCAGCGCAGGGGUCGCAGCGGGGACGGCGUUUGCGGGGGACGUGGUGCUGCCGCGCAGCCGGCGCUGCGUGGUCAGGGCGCGCCUGGCGCAGACGGAGCGAGCCGCCGCUGCGGCUGGACCAGCCGUCGCGGGCCCAGGGUUCGCAGCCGGGGCGCUGGGCGAGGCUGUGGACGUCUUCUUCCUGCACGUGCUGCCGCAGGCCCAGCACAUGGUGCCUGUGCCCGAGGAGGGGCCCCCUCCCGGCCCAGACCCCUCGCAUCCAGACACGCCGCGCUGGGCGGCGCUGCUGCGCGCGCUCGACGCAGACGGCGACGGCGCGGCCAGCCGGCGCGACAUGCUGGUGGCGUUCAGGCGGGACAGGCAGCUGGCGGACCACCUGAGGAUGCCUCCCAGGAUCAAGAUUGACUGGCGCACCGGCCUCGCGCUGGCCAACCAAGCGAAGCUGGCGUCGGACGGCUCGUUUGACCGCUUCCUGGCGCAGUAUCAAGCCAUCAACUGGGACGGCCUGGGCAGGGUCGGGCUGGCGGAGCUGUCUGCGUACCUCGUGUACCUCAAGGCGCACGGCGGCAGCAGCUGCGGCGCGGCGGCGGCGGCGGGGCACGGGCAGGGGCGGCGGGGGGACGUCGCUGUGGGCGCGGGGCCGGGGAGCGGCAGCCGGCCAGGCAGUGGCGCGGGCAGCCAGCACCUGCCGAGGCCGUCUGCGCGGUUUGCGCCAUCCAGCGCAGGGGCUGUCGAGCGCCUGCUUCAGCUGUAA
Monoraphidium neglectum is the source of this 3492-nucleotide messenger RNA. Its product is annotated as flagellar associated protein. The record is from RefSeq and is a predicted model, not a curated record. The transcript is spliced from 11 exons. NCBI's taxonomy places the organism in Eukaryota, Viridiplantae, Chlorophyta, Chlorophyceae, Sphaeropleales, Selenastraceae. The coding region runs from base 1 to 3492 and encodes 1163 amino acids. Gene Ontology annotation, molecular function: protein binding.